AUCAUCAUCUUCUUCUUCUUCAUCUUCACCUUACCCAUUUAACCAGAAACAAAAACCAAACCUUGGAACAAAACACUUUUUGGACAUAGUAAACUCUUCUCCGUAACUUCCUUCCCCCAAAACCCUUCCCUUAAAUCCUCAACAGAAACCACCAAAUGUCAAUCACACACCAACUUCACCUUAACACAAACUGAACCCAAAAACCCAUCACUUCUACUUUCUCACAUCCCCCAUUUCAGCCAUGGCUGUAGCUCUAUCAGCCUCAGCAUCUCCAUUCACCUCAAAAUCGAUUCUUUCCAAAACCCUCUUCAGAUUUUCACCAAAACACUUCACUCCCCUAUCCAAACCACCCCAACUCAAUUCAAAUACACUCAUAAAGCUUCAACCUUUACGCCCAUCAAUCCCUAUUCUCAAAGCUUCUCCUCCACUAGCUUCUUCCCAUGGGUUUGAGGAAGAUGAGGUCUUGUCAAUUUUCGAGGAAAAGCCUGUGAAAUUUGGGCUUUGGGUGUUGUUUUGGGCAUCUGUUUCACUUGCUUGGUUUGCGGCUUCCGGGGAUGCCAAUGCAGCUGCCAAUGCUGCUGCUGCUGAUUCGAUCAGAGCUUCUUCUUUUGGUGUGAAGAUUGCGAAUGCGCUUCGGGGUUUGGGCUGGCCUGAUGAGGCUGUGGUGUUUGCAUUGGCGACGCUUCCGGUGAUUGAGCUUCGUGGGGCUAUUCCUGUUGGUUAUUGGUUGCAACUCACGCCUGUUAUGUUAACUGUUCUAGCUGUUCUUGGGAACAUGGUUCCUGUGCCCAUCAUCAUACUUUACUUGAAGAGAUUUGCAACUUUCCUUGCUGGAAAGAAUAACGCCACAUCUCGGUUCCUUGACUUAUUGUUUGAAAAGGCUAAAAAGAAAGCUGGCCCUGUAGAGGAGUUCCAAUGGCUUGGUCUGAUGCUAUUUGUGGCUGUGCCUUUCCCGGGAACAGGAGCAUGGACAGGAGCCAUUAUAGCUUCUAUUCUCGAUAUGCCAUUUUGGUCGGCAGUGUCUGCAAAUUUCUUUGGUGUUGUAUUGGCUGGGCUUCUAGUAAAUUUGCUGGUGAACCUUGGUCUCAAAUAUGCUAUUGUUACUGGCAUUGCUCUCUUCUUUAUUUCUACGUUCAUGUGGAGCAUUCUGCGGAAUAUUAAGAAGUCCUUAAGCUCAUCAACUUGACAUGACAUUUGAAACCUUGAAGUAAUCCAAUCCGUCUCACAGGUUUAACUGAUGACUCUGAAUGUUGAGACUGUUCUGCAUACCCUAUUGACUCUGCUACAUGUUUUCUGUCACUGCAUAAUUGGAAUCAGUACACAAUAUGCUGUAAAAGAUCUAUUAAUGUUUUGCGAUGCUAUAAACAUAGAUGGAGUAAUAUGAGAUGCAUCUUUCU
This is a messenger RNA of Fragaria vesca subsp. vesca, 1397 nucleotides long. RefSeq lists its product as uncharacterized. The transcript is spliced from 2 exons. The coding region runs from base 242 to 1186 and encodes 314 amino acids. Gene Ontology annotation, cellular component: chloroplast. The record is from RefSeq and is a predicted model, not a curated record. Lineage: Eukaryota; Viridiplantae; Streptophyta; Magnoliopsida; Rosales; Rosaceae.